This is a messenger RNA of Scophthalmus maximus (turbot), 3869 nucleotides long. It is a transcript of the gene plcd3a, whose product is annotated as phospholipase C, delta 3a. The record is from RefSeq and is a predicted model, not a curated record. The transcript has 15 exons. Lineage: Eukaryota; Metazoa; Chordata; Actinopteri; Pleuronectiformes; Scophthalmidae. The coding region runs from base 206 to 2581 and encodes 791 amino acids. Gene Ontology annotation, biological process: lipid metabolic process; intracellular signal transduction. Gene Ontology annotation, molecular function: calcium ion binding; phosphatidylinositol-4,5-bisphosphate phospholipase C activity.
CCGAUUACGCACGAGCAUGGAGAGCAGCGCCGGGGAGGGACUUCUGUACAUGUGGAAAAGGAAUAACGGUUGCGCUGGACUGCUCGGGGUCUUUCAGGCGCAGCACAAUUCCACGUUUGCGCGAGGAACACCUGCACCCGCAGACCUGGUGCUUUUUACCACGAGUCAGGCCUUAUUGCGCACUGGGGUCGCAUAGCAUUUAAUAAUGUUAGGCAGCGGCAAGUCACCGGCCACCGGUCCCGGGGAGCCGAGGAGUAAAGUGGCCGAGAAGACCACGAUGGACCCCAUCAGGAGGCUCGGGCUCCUGGACAACGAGGACAUACACCUGAUGAUGCAGGGCUCCCACAUGGUGAAAGUUCGCUCCCCCAGGUGGCAGAAGAGCCGAAACCUGCGGCUGCUGGAGGACGGACUCACCGUAUGGUGCGAGUCCACCAAGAGCUCCCGCAAAGCCAAAGCCCAGCAGACAUUUGCAGUGACGGAGGUGGAGUGCGUGCGCGAAGGCUGCAAGUCCGAGGCGCUGAGGCGGCUGGCCGGGUCGGUGCCGGAGAGCCGCUGCUUCACCGUGGUCUUCAGGGGCGCCAGGAAGAGCUUGGACCUGCUGUGCCCCUGCGAGGACGACGCCCGGCGCUGGGUGCGAGGCCUCCGCACCCUGAAGGAGCGCGUGGCCAACAUGACCCAGAAGGAGAAACUAGACCAUUGGAUCCGAGGCUACCUGAGGCGAGCGGAUCAGAACCAAGACGGCAAGAUGAGCUACGACGAAGUCAAGCGGCUGCUGCAGAUGAUCAACAUUGACCUGAGUGAGCACUACGCCCGCUCGCUGUUCAAGAGGUGCGACCGAUCCGGCGACGGCCGCCUGGAUCACAUAGAGAUCGAGGAGUUCUGCAGGGAGCUGAUGCGGCGGCCCGAGCUCGACGCCGUGUUCAGACACUACUCGAGCAACGGCUGCGUGCUCUCCACCGCCGAGCUGCGCGACUUCCUGGGAGACCAGGGCGAGGACGCCUCGCUGAACCACGCGCAGAGCCUCAUAGUCGCCUAUGAGCUCAACGACUGGGCUCAGAAGAACCAGUUCAUGACGCAGAACGGCUUCACCAUGUACAUGCUGUCGCUGGAGAACGACGUGUUCAACCCCGACCACGCCAGAGUCUGCCAAGACAUGAGCCGGCCGCUGGCGCACUACUUCAUCUCCUCGUCGCACAACACCUACCUCACCAAGGACCAAGUCACCGGCGCCAGCAGCACGGAGCCCUACAUCAGGGCUCUGAAUCAGGGCUGUCGCUGUGUGGAGCUGGACUGCUGGGACGGAGACAAGGGUGAGCCCGUCAUCUACCAUGGCCACACCCUCACCUCCAAGGUGCCCUUCAAGGAGGUCAUUGAAACCAUCGCCCAGUACGCCUUCAAGGCGUCCCCGUACCCAAUAAUACUGUCCUUGGAGAACCACUGUUCCGUGGAGCAGCAGGUCGUGAUGGCUAAGCACCUCCGCGCCAUCCUCGGCGGCAAACUGCUCACGAAGGCCCUCAGUAAAGACCCGCUGAAAGAUCUGCCGUCUCCCGAGGAGCUGAAGGGGCGUAUUCUGGUCAAGGGGAAGAAGCAGAUUCCGCACCUCGGCCAGCUGGGCAAGACGGGCAGCAGCGCCAGCUUCUCGUCGAGCUCCGAGGACGAACUGGCCGUCGGCAACAAGAACGCGCCCAAGAAGGAUCCCACCAAGGUCUAUUCCAAACUGAGCCCCGAGCUCUCAGAGCUGGUGGUGUACUGCAGGAGCGUCGCCUUCUGCGGGUUCGAGAACACUCCUGAAAAGCCGCCAAAUGAAAUGUCCUCCUUCUCUGAAAACGAAGCCAUCAAGCUCAUCAAGGACUCAGGAAAGCUUUUUGUAAGACACAACAGCAGGCAGCUGAGCCGGAUCUACCCCUCCGGCCAGCGCCUCCAAUCAUCCAACUAUGAUCCCCAGGAAAUGUGGAAUGGUGGAUGCCAGAUGGUGGCCCUGAACUUCCAGACGCCAGGAGAGCAGAUGGACCUGAACCAGGGGCGCUUCCUUCCCAACGGUCGCUGUGGAUACGUCCUCAAACCCGACUUCCUGUGCAGCCCCGCGUCCAACUUUAACCCAGAGAUCACGGGAGGAGGCCCCGGACACAUCCCCACCCAACUGACCAUACGAAUCAUAUCUGCACAGCAGCUGCCAAAAAUCAACACAGAGAAGGCGAGCUCCAUCGUGGACCCACAAGUGCGGGUGGAAAUUCACGGGGUGGAUAUUGAUAAUGCCAGUGACAGAACGCAGCGCAUCGACAACAAUGGUUUCAACCCGCGCUGGGACUGUACCCUGAGCUUCCAGCUGCAGGUCCCCGAUCUGGCCCUGGUGCGGUUUGUGGUGGAGGACCACGACCACACGGCCAAAAACGACUUUGUGGGGCAGUUCACUUUGCCUCUCACGAGCCUUCGCAGAGGUUAUCGACAUGUUCACUUAUUAAAGGCCGAUGGUUCCAGCCUGUCCCCCGCCACGCUCUUCGUCCACGUCAAAGUGAGCCGCAAAGCUCUCCCCAUGAAAAGUUUGUCCGAGCGCAUGGCCCUCGCCAAAGGCAUGGCAUGAAGUGCGCCUGAGGCCAGACGGGAAAAGCUGCAUUUUCUGACAACAAAGGAGCUCUGAAUGUGAGGAGAGGGAGACUGGAAAGCUGCUGCUGCCGCCAGUCGGAUCUCCCAGUCCACACCUGAAGUGGUCCAAUUCACACUGAACCACUUCCCCCAAUGCAGGAAGAAUGAUGGUGUUUAUCAGAGAUGGAAGAAGAAGCGUUGCUGGAACUGCCUCGAGCGGCAUAAUAAAUCCAUUUACACUGUGGGAGGAUCUGGUCUUGUCAGUGCUGAGUGCUCUGGAAACAGGCCACUGAGGAUCGGGUUAAUGAAAAACACUGAUAUGGGACUCUUUACAAAAUGAAUCUAAACACUGAUAGCCCUGAUACUCAUACAUGUCUCAUACAGUGAACAGGAUGUUGGACAGAGUGAAAGAUCAUCUUUAAUUAUCUUUAAUAUAUUUUAGAUUCGAGAAAUAUUUUAACAUUUUUUACAUUUAACUGCUUUAACUUAUAAAAAUGAGGAUGGUCGCAAAAAUAGAACUUACUUAACUGAGGCUUUCUCAUAGGUGCCCAAGCUUGACUAGAUGUGAUUAACAAAAGAAAUGAUGAAUGUUGUUUUACCUCACUAAUACAGAUGUAAUACUGUGUCGGUGAGUGUUCCGCAGAUUGCGUUUUGAACAAAUGUUACUUUUCACUUCUAAUGUCUCUGAGGAGAAAGACUUUCUGUCAGUAUUUUACUGAGACAAAUGACUGGAUAUACAAGUAUGUCCACAACUUACAAAUGAACUUGAAUUAUUAACAGUAUUAACUUGCAGAUUCACUAAUGUUUACUUAUGCUCUUAAAAAUGUUCAUUCAUUGCAUUUGCUAAAGUGUGUUCAGUCAAAUUGUGUUUGACCUUUUAACAUAUUUGCAUGUUGCCUCUUUUUCUAUUCACCAUCCUUGUAUUAUCAUUUUACUGUUAUAGAUUAUUGUCCUUAUUUUUACUUAUAUUUACAUUGUGGUUAAACUCUUCUAACAACAAUCUAAUUCAACUAGCAAUUAGUGUUUUAUUUUUUAAUACCCUUUUGAGGAGGUUCCCCUGAUAAUGAUAAACUGGUGUCAGUCAUGAAAGGUGCUGCACGUGAAUUUACAGUAAUGACAGCACAUAUGGAUGGGUGUGUUUUCAAUAACAAUUCCUUCGUAGCAAUUGGUGGAUGAAAUACGAUUUCUGUUUUUUUUCCAGUGUUAAAGCUUAAGGCCUAUGUUUUGACAAAGGCGGUUUACAAUAGAAAAUACUGUUUUUCAUAAAAAGCACUAAUUACACAUCA